AUGAGCGUCCGAACACGCCGAAACAAGUCCGUCAAGCGAAAAGCUUUGGCCGAUCUAGCUGUAGACACAGACGGCACGAACGGUCACGCCAACGGCGCGAUGAACCAGAACAACGUUGAGUUCCGGCGGAAGGCGACGACUCCCGGCUCCGACACCGUAACCGCGAACCUCAUGUCGCGCGAAUCAUUCACCCUCGACGACCCCGUCCCGAAGACGCCCAUCGCCAAUAACCAUGGCUUCUUCGAGCUGCCGUUGCAGGACCAGAGGAAUUUCCUCCUGCUGGUGCUCCUGUACUUCCUACAGGGCGUGCCCAUGGGUCUCGCGGGUGGUUCGGUUCCCUUCCUAAUGAAGGACCACAUGUCGUACAGCGAGAUCGGAAUCUUUAGUCUAGCUUCAUACCCAUACUCGCUGAAGCUUCUCUGGAGUCCCAUCGUUGAUGCGGUCUGGAGCCCCAAGGUUGGACGCAGAAAGAGCUGGAUUCUUCCCAUUCAGCUGCUUUCAGGACUGGGUAUGCUCUGGCUUGGGUCUACUGUCGAGAACAUGAUGGCCAACACCGGCAAGCCCGGAGGUCCUACCGUAUGGAACUUCACCGGCUGGUGGUUCUUCCUCGUCUUUAUGUGCGCCACGCAAGAUAUCGCUGUAGACGGCUGGGCUUUGACUCUCCUGACGCCCGGCAAUGUGUCGUAUGCCUCCACUGCGCAGACCGUCGGUCUCACUGCUGGCCAUUUCUUGUCCUACACGGUGUUUUUGGCCUUCAACUCCAAGGACUUUGCAAACCGCUACUUCCGCAGCUCUCCUCUGGAUCACGGUCUCAUGUCGCUUGGCGGCUAUCUGACUUUCUGGGGCUGGGCUUACAUUGCCAUCACCAUUGGGCUCUCUCUCUUCAAGCGUGAGGAGAGAACCAAGAAUGAGGAUGGCAUUUGGGAUGUGUACAAGAUCAUGUGGGGUGUUCUCAAGUUGAAGAAUAUCCAGACCAUUAUCAUUGUUCAUCUCAUUGCCAAAAUUGGCUUCCAGGCCAAUGAUGCAGUCACCAACCUGAAGCUCAUUGAUAAGGGAUUCGGCCAGGAGAACAUGGCCCUGACGGUUCUCAUCGAUUUCCCUUUUGAAAUCGCGCUUGGCUACUACGCUGGCAAGUGGUCUCAGGAAUACACCCCAAUGCGUCUAUGGUGCUGGGGCUUCAUGGGCCGCCUCGUUGCAGCUCUGAUUGCCCAGUUCACCGUCACCAUUUUCCCGGCCGGCGGCGUUACCCCUUGGUACAUGCUGGUUGUCAUUGGCGAACACGUCUUCUCGACCUUUACAAACACGGUCAUGUUUGUCGCCGUCUCUGCUUUCCACGCUAGAAUCGCAGACCCUGUCAUCGGCGGCACCUACAUGACUCUCUUGGCUACCGUCUGCAAUCUUGGCGGCACGUUCCCGCGCUUCUUUGUCUUGCGUCUGGUUGACUACUUCACCGUCGCGACCUGCAAACCCGGCAACCCCGCGGAUCUCAACGCCCUCAAGGGCCCCGUCAUCACCGACCCCUUCUCUUGCUCCCUGCAGCCAGACAAGGAGAAGUGUGUUAACGGUGGCGGCACGUGUGAGAUGGUGCGUGACGGAUACUACUUUGUCAACAUCAUCUGCGUCGUCUUUGGCGUGGUGACGUUCAUGCUUUACAUCCGACCUAGAGUCCUGCAUCUGCAGUCACUCCCUAUGAGAGCUUGGCGUUUGGCGCCGUCCAAAUAA
Molecule: messenger RNA, 1722 nt
Organism: Colletotrichum scovillei
Lineage: Eukaryota; Fungi; Ascomycota; Sordariomycetes; Glomerellales; Glomerellaceae
Product: acetyl-CoA transporter 1
Exons: 2
Coding region: 1-1722 (573 amino acids)
Cellular component (GO): membrane
Molecular function (GO): acetyl-CoA transmembrane transporter activity
Source: RefSeq, a predicted model, not a curated record